This is a messenger RNA of Saitoella complicata NRRL Y-17804, 623 nucleotides long. RefSeq lists its product as uncharacterized. Gene Ontology annotation, molecular function: mRNA binding. The transcript is spliced from 3 exons. Gene Ontology annotation, biological process: mRNA export from nucleus; positive regulation of DNA-templated transcription, elongation. Gene Ontology annotation, cellular component: THO complex part of transcription export complex. Lineage: Eukaryota; Fungi; Ascomycota; Saitoellomycetes; Saitoellales; Saitoellaceae. The record is from RefSeq and is a predicted model, not a curated record. Bases 24 to 623 code for a protein of 199 amino acids.
ACCACCAUCCCCUCACCACAAAGAUGUCGACGUCAAUCCUCAAGGACCCAUCACUCAUCGAAUUCCUCGAACUCACAGAAGAAGUACGCUCACUAUGCCACCGAGUCCUCUCCUUGCCCUCUUCAGACGCGACACAACAAGCUCGAGACAGACGAACAGCGAUGACCUACCUCACCCGCCUACGACAAUUGAACAGAUCAGCGCAACUACAAAGCCGAGCAGCGAAGCAAACUACAGCUGAGGCGAAACAAGAGCUGGAUCGUGCGCAUCUGGAGUUACAGAAUCUGUACUAUGAGCAUCAGCAUUUCUUGAGUGAGAUUGCACAGUGUGAGGAUUAUGCGGCAACAUAUAUUACGUUGGAUCUGGCGUCCGAGGAAGACUUCCUCUCUUCGCACCCUGAACAACCAUCAUCCGACCCACAUGUCCUCAUGCUCGCAAGAAUACAGGCCGAGGGUGACGAACGGGAUCGACUAGAAGUACUCAGGAAGGAGUUGAUCGCGAAGAAAGCGGCGCUGGUCGAAGAGAACAAGAAGAGAAAGGAUGAAAUGGAAGCAUGGGAUGCAGAGAUGUUGAAGUUUAUCGAGUCGGCAGGACCUAUCAAGAAGACCUUGAUGAAGUAUUAG